UCCACUAUCUUCUAUAUCUUGUCAUUAAAACGUUUCUUGUGUUAUGACUCGAUCAGAAAAUCCCAUGGCUUCCAUUCACUACUCCAAUAUGCUUCUCAUUUUGAUCGUCCUUUUUGUUUCAGCUGUGGUGUUUCUUCACCGUCGAAGGCGCCUCCCUAUUACUAAUUGGCCGCUUAUUGGCAUGACGCCCCAUCUCCUCCUAAAUAUCCACCGUAUUCAUGAUUACGCCACUCAUAUCCUCACAGUUAGUGAUGGUACUUUCAUGUUCAAAGGUCCUUGGUUUGCCAAUAUAGACAUGCUUGUCACCUCGGACCCUGCCAACAUUCACCACAUGUUGAGUAAGAACUUCCACAACUAUCCUAAAGGCCCCGAAUUUCGUAAAAUGUUUGAUCUCCUUGGAGAUGGUAUAUUCAACUCGGAUCAUGAGUUAUGGGAAAUUCAUAGGAAAACAACCAUGUCUCUACUCAAACAUCCUGAAUUUCACACACUCUUGGAAACAAACAUCAAGAACAAACUUGAAAAAGGACUUCUUCCUCUCCUUAACUUUGUGUCCUCGCAUCAUCAGGAGACAGAUUUGCAAGAAAUAUUUCAGCGGUUCACUUUUGAUGCUAUUUGUGUAUUGCUUUUGGAUUAUGACCCUGAAAGUUUGUGUAUUGAUUUACCCUUUGUUCCAUGCGAGAAGGCUUUUACGGAUGCUGAAGAAGCUCUUCUUUGGAGACAUAUAUUGCCUGAAGAAGUUUGGAAGUUGCAGAGGAGAUUUGGGAUAGGGAAGGAGAAGAAGUUAAGUGAUGCUUGGAAGGUUUUUGAUGAAUUUAUAUACAAGUGUUUGGAUCUAAAAGACGAAAACAAGGAGGAAGAUAAGUCAGGGUUGUUAACAUCAUUGAUUAGAGGUUUUGAUGGACAAAGAGGGACAUCCGGGGACUCAAGAAAGUUCAUAAAAGACACCAUACUCAAUCUAAUGAUCGCGGGGAGAGACACUACAAGCACCGCUCUUUCUUGGUUCUUUUAUCUACUUGCCCAAAACCCGAUAGUAGAGAAGAAUAUCCGAGACGAGAUCAAGAAACAUUUGGGUGGAAGAAAAUGGGAAAGUUUGAGUAUAAAAGAGUUGGGAGAAUUGAUCUAUCUUCACGGAGGUAUAUGCGAAGCAUUAAGGCUAUACCCGCCAGUUGCAUUUGAGCACAAAUCUCCAGCAGCAGCGGACGUACUACCAAGUGGUCAUGCCGUUGAUGAGCACGCAAGGAUAAUUCUAUCGUUUUAUUCGAUGGGGAGAAUGGAAGGGAUAUGGGGGGAAGAUUGCAUGGAGUUUAAGCCAGAAAGAUGGUUUUCAAGCGGAGGAGGGAUAAAGCAUGAGCCGUCGUACAAGUUCACCGCAUUUCAUGCAGGGCCAAGGACUUGUUUGGGUAAAGAAAUGGCUUUUGUUCAGAUGAAAAUGGUGGCGACUGCAAUCAUUCACCAUUACCAUGUGGGGUUGGUGGAGGGUCACAAUGUUCGUGCAAGUGAUUCCAUCUUACUACAGAUGAAAUAUGGUUUGAAGGUCAGGCUCUUCCCUAUCAACAUCAAUCAAGCUUCUUGAUAAUUGCAGUCCGCUUGCAUGAAUAAUAUUGAAGGGCCACCCUUGUCCCUUUGCAUAUAUGUACACAUAUAGUCAUCUAGUUCAUGAGUAUUUCUAUUAAUUUACCUUAUCCUGAUAAUUGGAGUCCACUUGUUAGAAUAAUUGAAGGGUCACCCUUUGCAUUUAUAUAUAUACAUGCAUAGUCUAUCUGCAUAGUAUGUACUU
Messenger RNA from Helianthus annuus (common sunflower), 1777 nucleotides. RefSeq names its product alkane hydroxylase MAH1. Lineage: Eukaryota; Viridiplantae; Streptophyta; Magnoliopsida; Asterales; Asteraceae. Gene Ontology annotation, molecular function: heme binding; oxidoreductase activity, acting on paired donors, with incorporation or reduction of molecular oxygen; monooxygenase activity. The transcript has a single exon. The record is from RefSeq and is a predicted model, not a curated record. The coding region runs from base 44 to 1573 and encodes 509 amino acids.